AUUUAUUUGAAUCCGAGAGGUGGUGUUUGGAACCGGGAGGAGUUGGGACCGCGGAGUGUAAGAGGGCCAGUUCAGCUGGUGAAUGUUACCUUGGAGAGCUGUUUCUCUCUGUUCCUCUUUAGGUCAAAGGGCUUUUUGAGAAAGUUAACCUAUAUAUUUUGUUGCCUGGAUUGCUGUCAUUUUUUAUUGGGUACUUGUAUGCUAGGUGCUCUGUACUAAAUGUGGGGAGUACAGAUAGGUGUGGUCCCUGUCUUUGGAGUAAAAAGGGAGGGACUGUUUGGCUGGUUAGUGACACCCUGAUACUUGUUUCUAUAUAGAACAUGUGCAGUAAUGUCAUCUCAAAAGAAAGUUAACUCUUGGGCACGAAAGAGGACUUCACAGGGUAGUAGUAGCUAUCAGACUAGACUCUCAGCCUCGAGAGUAAAAGAGGACCUAAAUGACUCAAAGAGCAUCUCAAAACAUGGACAGAACAAUACUGUGGAAGAUUAUGAAGGUGCUGAUGAUCAAGCAGAAGACGCUCUGCAGAUAGCAUUGAGAUACUUUGAGAAAGGUCCCAUUAAAACUUCACAGAGUAAAGAGAAACACUUGAAAACUGUGGAAAAUGUGGCGUGGAAGAAUGGGUUAGCUCCAGAAGGAAUCGACAUUCUAUUAAGUGUGGCACUCAGUGGCAAAUUUGGGAGUGCUGUAAACACGCGGAUAUUCAAGUGUAUGAUUCCAGUAACUCUAAUAUCAGAAGAUUCUGUGGUUAAGGCGGUCUCCUGGCUUUGUGCUGGCAAGUGUUCUGGUAGCACCAAGGUGCUUUUUUAUCGUUGGCUGGUUGCAAUGUUUGACUUCAUUGAUCACAAGGAGCAAAUUAACUUGCUCUAUGGCUUCUUUUUUGCUUCAUUGCAAGAUGAUGCACUGUGCCCUUAUGUCUGCCAUUUGUUAUAUUUACUUACCAAAAAAGAGAAUGUCAAACCAUUUCGUGUGAGAAAACUGCUUGAUCUUCAGGCCAAAAUGGGAAUGCAGCCUCAUCUCCAGGCUUUGUUGUCACUGUAUAAAUUCUUUGUUCCUACUUUGAUUUCUGUAUCUUUGCCUAUGAGAAAGAAGAUCUAUUUUAAGAAUUCAGAGAAUCUGUGGAAGACUGCUCUACUUGCUCUGAGGUCAAGGAAUCAAGGAUUUCCUUCAGAACCUCUAAAGUUGAUGUUAGCUAAUGUCCAUCCUAUAAAAAGAAAUUGGAAUUCUCACUCAAUUAUACCAGUGCUAAAUUCCUGUAACUACAGUAAAGAAAGUAGAAAAAAAAGGAUGAAUCUUUCUGAUUACUUCAGUAGCAAUGGAUCAUUUCCACUGGAACAGCUUAAAAGCUUCCCUCAACUCUUACAGAACAUUCAUUGCUUAGAGCUGCCUUCUCAGAUGGGCGCAGUGCUGAACAGCUCUCUGCUACUUCACUAUAUUAACUGUGUCAGAGAUGAGUCAGUCUUACUGAGGCUCUAUCACUGGUUGAGUCAAACAUUACAAGAAGAGUGUAUUUGGUACAAGGUGAAUAAUUAUGAUCAUGGAAAAGAAUUUGCCAACUUCCUGGACACUAUCCUCAGGGCAGAAUGCUUCUUACAAGAGGGGUUUUAUUCCUGUGAAGCAUUCCUGUAUAAGAGCCUUCCUCUCUGGGAUGGCCUCUGUUGUCGAUCACAGUUCCUUCAACUUGUGAGCUGGAUUCCUUUUAGUAGCUUCUCUGAGGUGAAGCCACUUCUUUUUGACCAUCUUUCACGGCUUUUCUUUACAUCAUCUAUUUUUUUCAAGUGUAGUGUUCUUCAGUGUCUGAAAGAACUACUGCAAAAUUGGCUGCUGUGGCUUUCUAUGGACAUCCACGUGAAAUCUGUGAGGAACAGUCCUCUAGAGACAACUUUAGGUGGAUCCAUGAACUCUGUGUCCGAACUGAUUCACUACGUAGGAUGGCUGUCCACUACUGCAGUGCGCUUGGAAAGCAACCAUACUUUCUUGCUGCACUUUAUUUUGGAUUUCUAUGAGAAGGUGUGUGACAUAUAUAUAAAUUAUAACCUUCCAUUAGUGGUGGUGUUUCCUCCUGGGGUCUUCUAUCCUGCACUCCUCAGCCUGGAUUCCAGUAUCCUGAAUCAACUCUGUUACAUUAUGGACAGGUAUCAUAAAAAUUUGACUGCUGCAAAGAAAAAUGAGCUUGUACACAAGACAAAAUCAGAGUUCAGCUUCAGCAGCAAGACCUAUCAAGAAUUUAAUCAGUAUUUGACAGCCAUGGUUGGUUGUCUGUGGACAUCCAGACCCUUCCAGAAAGGAUUAUCUAUUGACCCUGAAAUCUUAGGAAAUGCUUCAGUAGCAGAGUAUAAAAAAAGUUUAAAUUUAGUCCAUCAUCCUGCUUUUUUGAGUUAUACUGUUUCAUUUCUGCUACAGGAAUGCCCAGAAGAAAGGAAAGUAAACAUGAGCUCUAUACGGGGGAAGAAAUGGAACUGGUAUUUGGACUAUUUAUUUUCAGAGGGGUUACACGGCUUGAAACACUUCAUAAGAAGUAGUAUUCAUCAUUCUUCUGUCCCCUGAGCAGAGAGCAUAAACCACCUGAUCAGCAUUCUUUUUUUUUUUUAUGUUUCAUGUCACGGAUGUUUUAGCAUGAUAUUUUUAAAAGGUUGCUGUUAGCAAUCAUAUAAUGGAACAGACAUGGGGUUGGGGUCAAGCCAACCUAGGUUUGAAUCUCAUAUCUGCCACUCACUAGUUUUGGGACUGUGUUCUGAGUUUUUUUGUUGUGCCUUAAAAUAUUAGCAAUCAUUUAUUAUUAAUAUUUCUAUUUCUAGGAGGCAGGAAUUAGGGGAGAGCUUCAACUGGGUGGUUCUGCCUCAGGGUCUCUCCCAAACUUGUAGUCAGGUGGAUGGGGGGCUAGAACUCUGGAGGCUGGCUGAGUUAAUCUCCCCCUCUUCUUAGAGUCUCAAGGCUUCUUCAUGUGGUCUUUCCAUGUGGCUCACUUGGGCUUCCUUACAGCAUGGCGGCCUCAGGACAACUGGAUGCUUCUGUGGUGGCUUGGGGCUCCAGGCAGGCAGAUGUCUUAGGGACAAAAAACAUCACCUUUUCUGAUGCAGCUUUGGAGGUCAUGCACUCUUAGUUCCUUCAUACUCUCUUGGUCACAAGCAAAUCACACACUUCCCCAAGUUCAAGGGGAGGGGUAUUAGACUCCACUUCAUGAUGGGAAAUGGCAGAGUUCUUGAGUAGAGUUGGCAAAUUAUGACCCUUGGAUGAAAUCAGGCUCCUGGGCAUUUAUGUCUUGUAAAUGGCUUUGCCAUUAUGUGAAAGCUGAGUGUUUGGGAUAGGUACUGUGUGGUCUGCAAAGCCAAAAAUAUUUACUGUACAACUCUUUAUAGAAAAGUUUCCUGACCCCUAUUCUAGAAGACCAUGUUGGAUGAGUGAUACUGUUUUAGCCACCUUUGUAAUAUGCCAUUGGCUUCAGGCAGGUUGCAAGCCUCUGAAUUUUACUGGGUCUCCAAACCUGGCACCGGAUUAGAUAACUGAGACAUCUGGUUGCUGUGCAGAUGGCAUCAUUGGACCACGUGUGUACAAGUAUAGCUUCAGAGUUUCUCAGGCCUUUUGCACAGGAGCAGAGGUACACCCGGCUUACUAGCUGCUCAUUCUUUGCUGUGGCUGCCAUCAGCUUUUGUAAAACUGAAAACAGGGUAAAUAUAGACUUUGACUUUUCAUGUAGCAAAACUGUUUGCAGGAGUUAAGUGCUUUACAAAGUUGGCAACCACUUUUAGAAUCCCCAACUGCUAGUUCAGGAGGAGAGUGGGCAUUGCUUAUGCACUUCUUGUAAAAAUGAAAAUCCAUUAACUUUUAUGAUUCAUGUACGCUCUCUGACAGCAUUGGGUCAAAGGGGCUUUUUUUCCUUCCUCCACCUGAUCAACAUUAAAUGAAUGUUGACAGAAGCAAACUGAGCAUAUGGGACUAAACUUCAUUGUUGCUGAAGAGAUCAAGAGGCUCAACUUGAGUUUCCAUACUCAUUUCACCAACAGACUGCUACCUUCAGGGAGUGCUCAGACUGGCUUUCUACCCAUGGCUCAGGAGAGCCUCAGUGUGGCUGACUUUAUUUUCAGGAUCUAGGUUCUUUAGCCCACCAGUGAAAAAUGACUUCAUCAUCAGUCUCUGCCUUCCACCAAAUUAUGCAUAAAGAGAUAUAUCCAUUAUGUGGUGGGAUUUUUCACAUUUUUGUGAACUAUGAUUUGCAUUUUUAUGGAAAAGAGCAGAUGAUAAUAUACAGUGGCAUUUAAGCCAGACAUAUUUAUGCAAAAUACUCAGCUGCCUCUGAAACCUCUGUGAAUGUUGCCCUUUUACUGAUUUUGGACAACCAUACCAACACCAAGUUAACAGGAUAUAUGUCUAACUCUAAAAGCUGGCUUUAGGUAGUUGGUAGAUUCUUGGGCCUUCACUGGUAGUAGCAAUUUGAUGAGAGAAGGAAAGGGAAAGAACUGUGGGAUAAUCCACAUUCCUGGAGCUUUACCAGUUUGAUUUCACGAGACUGCUCUAUUUUGUGCAUGUGCAUGUAUGCGUAUGUAUAUAUCUCAUUUUUAAAUGUUUAGGUUCCAAUGAAUUAACUGUAACUUAUUUUCAGGAAUAAUUCUGAAGCGUUUUAAAAUUUUUAUAAUAGCUAUAAUAUCUUGCUGAAAAUUUACCACAGAAUUUUGCUUCAGUGCUACAGAAAAAUUCUCCGCCUUUUAAUAAAAUUUGUAUCAUUUGAGAGAAA
Molecule: messenger RNA, 4729 nt
Organism: Cervus elaphus (red deer)
Lineage: Eukaryota; Metazoa; Chordata; Mammalia; Artiodactyla; Cervidae
Gene: CENPI
Product: centromere protein I
Exons: 21
Coding region: 331-2544 (737 amino acids)
Cellular component (GO): kinetochore
Source: RefSeq, a predicted model, not a curated record